GUAAGUUAGUAAGUAGUGUUAUCCCGUUGACGUGAAAGAAGCCGGGGAUCAACAACACAGCCUCAACAUUGACAAGACGGGAGUGUCAAGAUACUGAGAAAUGUCAAUCUUUUAGGUAGUACACACAUAUGGUGAUGAUAAUGAUCAAUGAUAAUGAUAAUGGAAGUGUAUAGCGUUUCCUAGUCACGAUGGACUCUGGAUGUGUGUCCCUGCUGGUGCCCAAACAGCUGCAGGGGCACAAAGACGCCUUCCUCAGAGGGACCUUCGCCUCCUCAGCAAGUGCCGAGCAGAACAGAACAGCGUAUGUCAUUGUGGUCACCCGGACAGAUGUUUCUUGUGAUGCCAGUGUGGGAUACAUCAGCAACAAACCAAACAUGAAGUCUGAUCCACGUACCAGCAGUGUUUGGGUCACCCUGAGGACACACAGCCAUGUAUCCCUCACCUCCCUCAAGAUCCUUGGCCAGCCUGUCCCCCUCAGUGAAGUGAAUCUCGUGUUCUAUGACUUGAAUGAAAUCUGUCAGUCGGAGCUGAUCAGCAGAAAGUAUCCAUAUGUGAAGGAGAAGGACCAUGCUAAUGACGUGGUGCCAUACUUUAUCCACUGUGUGCAGAGUGAUGCCAAAGAGCAUCACCCAAAGAGGAGAAAUGAACUACUCUUGCUGCUGCUCUGGGCAGUAGUGAGGCUCUUCCUUGCAGUGUCGUGGAUGCCCAAGAUUCUCUUUGAGGCCUUCCAUUCCUUUCUCAGGAAUCAUCUUGACUACUCCAGCAGUUUCCUGCAGCAAAUCCUCCUCCGUAUCUGUCAAAUCAAAAAGAUCCAGGAUGAUGUCAGAGCCGGCAAAAGUAGUCUUCUGUGUGGCCGGCUGCUCACCAUGAUUGCCAUUGAUGUCCUGGCAGGAGUGUGUGUGGCCUGCAUCAUCAGCAGCUAUGCCUCUGUGGGAGACAUGUACUCCUCCUUCUGUAGCUGGACAAAGUUACUGGCAGCCACUGUGCACCGCCUGCUGGACUGGCUGAGUGGUGCUCCGGCUGGCCUCAAGCUCAAUCAGCCCCUCACGCAGGCACUCUCGGCUUUCUUCUCUUACCAUGUCCACCUCUGGAUACUCUACCUUGAGCUGGCAGACCCAGUGCUUCGUGGUGUGGCGUGGGUGCUGGUGUGGGUGGGCAUGUGUGGUGCCUCAGUGCAGGUGGCCAUCCUCUCUGACCUGCUUGAUCUGGCCACACUCCAUCUUCACUGCUUCUACAUUUAUGGGGCCAGACUGUACAACUUGCAGACAUCUCUGUUGGGGUCCCAGUGGCGGGCAUUCCGUGGCCGCAAGUGGAACCCCCUGAAGCAGCGUGUGGACACUUAUGAUGCAGGCGGUGCCAUCUCCCUGCGGCGGGUGCUGACAGCCGUGGUGUUCACCCUAGUGGUCUUCCUGCUGCCCACCACCACCAUAUACUACUUAGUGUUUGUUCUGCUGAGGAUUAGCCUGAAGCUGGCACGUGGGUUGUUGGCUGGCAUUGUGUGGGCACUCAACAUCAACCCACUGUAUCUUGUCCUCCUCAACAUUAGUGGUUCCAACAGAGUGAAGGGAGACAUCUACUUCUCGACACUGACAGACCAGCAGCAGGGUGAGGCUGUUGAGGGAAAUUGUGAAGGACCUCUUCUCCUCAGUCUGUGUACUUGGCCUUCUUCCCUUAGCCACAUCCUGACUGAUGCCAGUCCAAACACCUUCCCCUCUCGGCCAUCACCCAACUGGAGCUUCAUUUUAUCCAGCAUCAUGUUUGGGGAGCAUUUGUUAUGAAAUCUUGUGUGUGGCUGGUACAGGAAUUCCUGGUACUACCAUGUCUUUCCAGUUGUAGAUAAUUAAGAUCUUAUUCAAAAUUCAUUCACUAAUUUGCAAGAGUCGGAGAUUGUUGGGGCCAGAGAGUCUCGCCAGGAAAGCAAGCACCACCUGGGGAUUGAACCCGAGACAUUUCACCUUUCAGGCAGUGGUGACGGCACUGCUGCUUGUGACACCACAGUGCCCUCUGUGAUGAGGGUGUGAAUGUUAUAGAAGCUGAAGAGGGGAUGUCAAGACACCUUGGGUCAAUACAAGAAGAGCUGCCUGACCUGGGGACAUUUCUAAUUCCCUCCCUAGAUGGAGACUCUGAGGCAGAUUUUGUUACCAUUUUUUAUUUAGAAUUUUAAGUGAAAGGUGUAGGUGUGUAAAAUGCAAGUAGUGUGCCUUACACACCCACAAAAAGGUUUCUUUACAGGUACUCUGACUGCCUUCCUGUGUAGUGAGACACAAAGGAAACAUUCAGGGAGGUCAUAGCUGGGUGAGAGGCAAGUCCACAGUGCCCACCCAUGCUGCUGUGCAUGAAACUUCCCUGGGAGUAAUUGCUGUCUCAUCAGGUGUCCAGAACGUCCUCCUCUGGCAUGUUGACAUUUUCUUUUUACCAUGCCAUCUUUCCUCUCUCAUUUUCCUUUUUCUUCUAGUCUCAUUAGUUUUUUAUUAUUUCUUAUGUGCUAUGUCUUAAUUCCUUUGUGUUUUGUAAUUGUAUCAUACUUGUUAUUUUGUAUAUUAAACUGUUGAUUUUU
Scylla paramamosain (green mud crab) is the source of this 2557-nucleotide messenger RNA. It is a transcript of the gene PIG-Q, whose product is annotated as phosphatidylinositol N-acetylglucosaminyltransferase subunit Q-like. Bases 189 to 1778 code for a protein of 529 amino acids. Gene Ontology annotation, cellular component: membrane; endoplasmic reticulum. The transcript has 8 exons. NCBI's taxonomy places the organism in Eukaryota, Metazoa, Arthropoda, Malacostraca, Decapoda, Portunidae. Gene Ontology annotation, biological process: GPI anchor biosynthetic process. The record is from RefSeq and is a predicted model, not a curated record.